GUCAACUUUUAUUGUUUUAUUUCAAUAUGACGUACAGUCGUAACCACGUGUUGUGACAGUGAUAAAUUCAAUUUAAGAGUUUUUUUAAUGAUAGCAAUAGUAUUAACCAAUUAUUGAAUUUAAUCAAAUCAUCAUUACAAAGUUUAUCGAUAUACAUAUGUUUCACGAUGCUUAAGUACCGUGAACCAAUAUCUGCAUUUGCAAUGUAUGCUAUGAAGCGCAAAAAUGCAGAAUUAUCGUCAAAUUCAAAAAAAUUAAAGAGAAAACACAGUUCCUCAGAUAAAAGAAUAGUUUUAAAGAAUGACGCAAAAUUGAAAGUGCAGGAAAAGGAAAAACAGACAUCUGUGCAUAAAAAGACUCAAGAAACAAAGAAAGCUCUGAAGAUAAAUGAAAUUCAAAAUGUAAACAAAAUUUCAUCUAGAACUUCUAAGAAAAGUAAAUCAAUUCAAAAGCCAAUACAGAAAGAAGAAGAUAAAGAAAUACAAAUUUCUUGUUCAAAGAAAAUUGAAUCAAAAAAAAAAUUAAGAAGUUCUGUCUUAAUGACAACUACAGGUAUUGCAAAAAUGAAAUGCAUUAAACAAAAGCAACAAAAACGAAUUAAAAACAGAAGAUUAACAAGACAGGAUACUCAAGAGACUGCUAAUACUAAUUGUAACAUAACUGAAGAAAAUCAUAAGAAUCCGUUAACAACAAGUCGCUCAGUAUUUGAAUGGUUAAUACAUCCUAUGAAAGUAGAAGACUUUUUUGAAAAGAAUUGGGAGAAGACACCUGUUCAUAUUAAGAGAAAUUUUCCCAAAUAUUACAAAUUACUUAUGUCUACUCCAAUGUUAGAUUCCAUAUUGAGGGAAUCUCAUAUUUUAUUUACAAAAAAUAUUGAUAUUACCUCGUAUGAAAAUGGCGUAAGGGAAACGCAUAAUCCUGCUGGCCGUGCAGUUCCAAGUGUCGUUUGGGAUUAUUAUAUGAAUGGAUGUUCUGUUAGAAUGUUGAAUCCACAAACAUAUAUACCAAAAUUACAUUCAUUAAACGCUACACUUCAGGAAUUUUUUGGCUGCUUUGUUGGUGCAAAUUCCUAUUUAACACCUCCUAAUAGUCAGGGCUUUGCACCACAUUAUGAUGAUAUUGAAGCCUUUAUAUUACAAAUUGAAGGUAAAAAGAGAUGGAGAUUGUAUAAACCACGAAACGAAAACGAAUACUUAGCAAGAUAUUCUUCAAAAAACUUUUCACAAUCCGAGAUUGGUGAACCUAUAUUAGAUACGGUUGUAAAUGCAGGAGAUUUGUUAUAUUUUCCACGAGGAACGAUUCAUCAGGGUGAAACUAUUGAUGAUACACAUAGUCUUCACAUUACACUAAGUGUUUACCAAAAAAAUAGUUGGGGUGACUUUUUGGAAAAGUUGCUUCCAAAUGCAUUAACAGCUGCUAUAGAAACAGAUAGUGAAUUUCGAAAGGGAUUGCCUAUUAAUUAUUGGAGACAAUGUGGAUUUGCCUAUUCUGAAAUUCAGAACAGUACCAAAGAUGAAUUUAAAGAAAAUAUAAAAUAUUUAUUCAGUAAAUUAAUAGAAUACAUUGAUAUAGACAAAGCAGCAGAUUUAAUGGCAAAAAAUCACAUUCAUGACUUUUUACCACCUGUUCUUUCUGAAAAUGAACAGAGAUGUUCUGUUGUUCAAGAUGGUGAACAGAUGAUUGAAAAUGGAAUUGUUGAAAACAGAGUAGAGAUAGAACCUGAUACAAGAAUUCGAUUAUUAAGAUCUCAUUGUAUAAGGUUAAUUAAAGAAAAUGAGACAUUUAGGAUAUAUUAUUCAACUGAAAAUUCCAAGGAAUAUCACGAGUAUGAACCACAAUUUUUAGAAGUUGGUGAAGAGUUUAUACCUGCUAUUCAAGAUAUGAUAUUGCGAUAUCCUGAAUUUAUACGCGUAGAAGAUUUGCCAAUUGAUGGUGAAGAUAAUAAGGUACAGAUAGCUAAGGAUCUUUGGGAAAAAAGUCUUAUUGUAACAGACAACCCAUUAUGUGUUUUGGAAUAAUUGUACAUUUGAAAUAAUUUGUAAAAAAAAUGAAUAAACAUACAAAUAUCAAAACUCAAAAAUUCCUAAAAGUAUUGAUAGUGCAAUUUGAUAUGCGUAUACAUGUAAUAUGUAUUACAUUAUCUAAAUACAUCUUUAU
Messenger RNA from Frieseomelitta varia, 2157 nucleotides. RefSeq names its product ribosomal oxygenase 1 (gene NO66). Bases 168 to 2018 code for a protein of 616 amino acids. Gene Ontology annotation, molecular function: histone H3K36 demethylase activity; histone H3K4 demethylase activity. Gene Ontology annotation, cellular component: nucleolus. The record is from RefSeq and is a predicted model, not a curated record. Lineage: Eukaryota; Metazoa; Arthropoda; Insecta; Hymenoptera; Apidae. The transcript is spliced from 6 exons.